This is a messenger RNA of Cynara cardunculus var. scolymus (artichoke), 1240 nucleotides long. Its product is annotated as TATA-box-binding protein-like. The coding region runs from base 281 to 883 and encodes 200 amino acids. Gene Ontology annotation, biological process: DNA-templated transcription initiation. Lineage: Eukaryota; Viridiplantae; Streptophyta; Magnoliopsida; Asterales; Asteraceae. The record is from RefSeq and is a predicted model, not a curated record. The transcript has 10 exons. Gene Ontology annotation, molecular function: DNA binding; RNA polymerase II general transcription initiation factor activity.
UCCUCGACACUCUUGUUCUCCUCCUCUAUAUAACUCCCUUUCAAAUCUUCUUCCAUAUAUAACAUCUCUUCUUUCAAAUUCCCAAAUUCCUCUGCUCCCUUUUCCAUUUCAAUCGGUUUCCUGUUCUCUGAUCGACUUAAUUUGAAAUCCAUCGUCAAAUUCUGCGAAACCCUAACUCAAGAUCUCACUUUCAAUCAAUUUCCCAACUGGGUGUCCAGAUAGUUGGAGAAACAGUGCUUUCUUCUAGUCUAAGUAGUGAGGGGAUAAGGAAGAGGAAUUGAUGGCGGAUCAAGCGUUUGAAGGUGGGCAACCGGUUGAUCUCACCAGGCAUCCAUCUGGAAUUGUGCCUACUCUUCAAAACAUAGUGUCUACUGUCAAUCUGGACUGUAAAUUGGAUCUGAAGGCGAUUGCAUUGCAGGCUCGAAAUGCAGAAUACAACCCAAAGCGUUUUGCCGCUGUUAUUAUGAGGAUAAGAGAACCAAAAACGACAGCACUGAUUUUUGCUUCUGGGAAGAUGGUUUGUACAGGAGCAAAGAGUGAACAACAAUCAAAAUUAGCGGCACGAAAGUAUGCUCGAAUUAUACAAAAACUUGGUUUCCCGGCAAAAUUUAAGGAUUUCAAGAUCCAGAACAUAGUUGGAUCAUGUGAUGUGAAAUUUCCAAUUAGACUUGAAGGGCUUGCAUACUCUCAUGGUGCUUUCUCAAGUUACGAGCCGGAAUUAUUCCCUGGAUUGAUUUAUCGGAUGAAACAACCUAAAAUCGUGUUGCUCAUCUUUGUUUCUGGGAAAAUUGUUCUUACCGGAGCUAAGGUUAGAGAAGAGACAUACACCGCCUUUGAGAAUAUAUAUCCUGUGCUAACCGAGUUCCGAAAGAACCAACAAUGAUUUCUAAACAUCUGGGCAUGCAGGAAUAUCAUAAAAUCAACGAUGCCGCCUUUUUACAAAUUGGCACAACAUAGACGAGGCAUCGGUGAGCCAACAAAUAGAGAGUUCUGCUUAUCUUUUUGCUAGAAUAGGUUUUUUGAGUGUUUUGUUGGAGACAAUUUUGGCAAGGAUUGUUCCCCUGUAGCUUCAAAACAGUAACAUAAAUUUCAAAAUUGAAUUGAUCGAUCAACGAGCUCGUAUAUCCUUACGUAAAACAUAUAUUUUCAGUCUUGAUAUACAAUUAUGCCACUCUACUCAUUAAUCAACAUAGAACAUAAUAUUGAAACAUGAAACCAAAACAGAAAAUGGUAUGGAGAA